Messenger RNA from Conger conger (European conger), 7294 nucleotides. It is a transcript of the gene tmem63c, whose product is annotated as transmembrane protein 63C. Bases 1 to 2520 code for a protein of 839 amino acids. The transcript has 22 exons. Lineage: Eukaryota; Metazoa; Chordata; Actinopteri; Anguilliformes; Congridae. Gene Ontology annotation, molecular function: calcium-activated cation channel activity. Gene Ontology annotation, cellular component: plasma membrane. The record is from RefSeq and is a predicted model, not a curated record.
AUGGCAGGCUCGGAGCUGUCGGGGGUCGGGGUCCCCGGCGGGGAGGGGGACACGGAGCUGGACGUCCUCAGCUUUCUGGACACACUGGGGGCGGACAACGGCACGGCGGAGCGAUGCUACAGGUCUCACUCACGCAGCAGUGUCCUGCAGGGCCUGCCCUUUGGGGGGGUGCCCACGGUCCUCGCCCUCAAUGUCAUUCUCUGGCUGUUUCUGCUGCUGAUCUUCUCCUGCCUGCGGAAGGCCGCCUGGGACUACGGCCGUCUGGCUCUACUGAUGGACAAUGACAGUCUCACGUCCUUGUUCUACGGAGAGCCGAGCGAGAAGGAGAAGUCUCCGUCGGAGUCCAGUCCUUCAGACACAGACGUGAGCAAGGACGUGGGCUUCUGUUCGUGGCUGACAUCACUCUAUCAUAUGAAGGACGAGGAGAUCCGGAGCAAGUGCGGCAUGGACGCCACCACCUACCUGUCCUUCCAACGCCACAUCAUCCUGCUCAUGAUGGUGGUCUGCCUGCUGUCUGUCGCCGUCAUACUGCCCAUCAACUUCUCCGGGAACCUCCUGGGAGACAGCCCUCAGAAUUUUGGGAGGACAACGGUGGCCAACGUCCCUGCACAGGACAGUUUUCUGUGGCUGCACAGUGUGUUGGCUCUGCUCUACUUCAUCAUCACUACGCUGUGCAUGGCCCACCAUUCCUCACGACUGGAGUACAGGGAGGACGAGAAGGUGGCCAGGACACUCAUGGUAACUGACAUCCCGAAGGAGAUCUCUGACCCAGGACUCAUCACUAAGCAUUUCCAUGAAGCCUAUCCCAGCUGCACCGUCACUGACAUUCGCUUCUGCUUCGACGUGCGGAAGCUGAUGAAGCUAGACGCGGAGAGGCGGAAGGCCAUGAAGGGCAGACUCUACUUCACAGGCAAGGCCCAGAAGGAGGGCAGAAUCAUGAUCAAGACCCACCCCUGCGCCCAGAUCUUCUGCUGCGACAUAUGCGGCUUUGAGCAGGUGGAUGCGGAGCAGUACUACAGUGAGCUGGAGGAGAAGCUGACGGAUGAAUUCAACGCGGAGAAGAACCGGAUUUCACUCAAGCGACUGGACAUGGCUUUCAUCACCUUCAGAGACGAGAGGAUGACCGCAGUCAUUGUCAAAGACUACAGCCGUGCCCGUUGCCGGCGUCGACCCCAGCAGUCCAGUAUCACUACAGUGGUCCGGUCCCACAAAUGGGGUGUGGAUUAUGCCCCGGCCCCCAAUGACAUUAUCUGGGAGAACCUGUCGGUGCGCGGCUCCCGCUGGUGGCUCCGCUGCGUCCUGCUCAACAUCUUCCUCUUCCUCCUGCUCUUCUUCCUGACCACGCCCGCCAUCAUUGUCAACACCAUGGACAAGUUUAAUGUCACCAGGCCUGUGGAGAGCCUCCGGAACCCCAUCGUCACCCAGUUUUUCCCCACCCUCCUCCUGUGGGCCUUCUCUGUGCUGCUGCCCUUCAUCGUGUAUUACUCCGCCUUCUUUGAGUCUCAUUGGACCAGGUCCAGUGAGAAUCAGAUAACGAUGCACAAAUGCUUUCUACUCCUGGUUUUCAUGGUGAUCGUCCUGCCCUCUUUGGGCCUGUCCAGCUUGGAUUUAUUUUUCCGGUGGCUUUUUGACAUUCACUUCCUGGAUGAAAGGGAUGUCAAAUUUCAGUGUGUGUUUCUGCCUGACAAUGGGGCCUUCUUCGUGAACUACGUCAUCACCUCCAGCCUGAUCGGCACCGCCAUGGAGCUGCUGCGCAUCCCGGCGCUGAUGGUGUACGCCCUGCGCCUCAGCUUCGCCAAGUCUGAGGCCGAGCGCAUCCACGUGAAGAGGAGCCAGGCUUAUGAGUUCCAGUUCGGCCUGGAGUACGCCUGGACCAUGUGCAUCUUCUCCGUCAGCAUGACCUACAGUAUCACUUGCCCCAUCAUCGUUCCCUUCGGACUGCUGUACUUGGUCCUGAAGCACCUGGUGGACCGUUACAACAUCUACUACGCCUACGUCCCUACCAAACUCAACCAGCGCAUCCACUCCGCGGCAGUCAGCCAGGUCAUCGUGGCUCCCGUCCUCUGCAUGUUCUGGCUGCUCUUCUUCUCCGUGCUCAGACUGGGCCCGAUGCGUCCCAUCACCCUCUUCACCUUUGUGUCCCUGCUGCUCUGCCUGGCUUUCUCCCUCUUCCGUGUCUGUCUGAAGAAACUACAGCCUGCCAAGCCCACCAGCUACCAGAUGUCUGAUCAGCCAGCAGAAGGGGGCUUCAAUGACACGGAGAGGAGCAGUGUGUCGUCCACUCCCAACUCCAAUCUGUUUGUGGCCUCUGUGCUCCAGGAGCCAGAGCUGGGCCUGACUCCCAUGGCCUCCCCGGCGCACCAGAGCUACGGCACCAUGGGGGCCCGGAGAGGGUCCUCCCGGGAGGCUGAGGAAGAGGUCCAGUCACAGACCUACGAAACGGAGCUGCAGGACCCCCCCGAGCCCCAGGACCCCUUUCCCUCUAGCCCCCUCACAGAUGCCCAGGAGGGCUACCAGUAACACCCACGGCCCCCGUACCCCAUCUCCAGCAGUGACAGCCUGCUCCUAAACGAUACACCGCCACGAAGUAAAGAAUGAUGUGCUGCAGUUUUCCUUCAAACUUAACAUUCAACCCGACUGCCUCAAAGCCUCAAACUCAGCUUUCCGGAGAGUUCCUACGCCUCCCCUCUGUUUAAACCUUUCAAACCAGGGCUCGGUUCACUGGUGCCACCGCUGACAUGGGCCCUCCUUGCCAAGAGUAAGCAAAGCCAGUUCCCAGUGUCUGACACUGUAGGACUGGGGUAUGAGAGUGACAAAAUAACCACAUAUGCCAACUGCACAUAACUUGAGUGCAAAGCCUCCUCACCUUGGAGAAUAACCAGUUCUCUCUGAAAAAAAUGUACUCGCUGCGCGCUAUCGACCGGCAUAGAGCCAGACGUCAAACCCCCAACGGCUGCUCUCACACUCCUUUUCGCCGUUUUUUUUCUUUCUUUUUUUUUUCUAAGCCUGGCCCAUUUGGGUUUGUGUGUCUGUGUCGGCUUUGGCCGGAGGAGAGGGAACAGAUGUCUGAGUCGGUGGCUUGGGACGUCGGCUGUGACAGGUGAAUGUUGGCAGCGUGGCUCUAACCGCUCUGUGCCACCCGACCAUUUAUCGCAGAACCCUGUGCUUUGAGCAUCAGGUCACACACCAACCCCCAACCCCCCACAGUCUGGGAAACGGGGGGGGGAGGCUCUGCCAUGUCUAAGAGGUGGAACAGAGGGCUGUGAAGCCAUCUGCAGUGAGAGCACAGCGCACACAGGAGGCAGUGGCAUAGGCCAGUGUGGAGCUGAAGAGUGUAAAACGCUCCCCGUUUGGGACCAAAGGCAUGGGCACACAGCUGAGGCAAUGACCUCUACUUGGUUUUAUUGUUCUAUUUAUUCAAAACGACAUUCAAAACAUCUAUUGCUGUUACUAUGAUUACUAUCAUUGCGGUUAGUAUUCUUGUCAUUAUUAUUAUUAUGAUUAUUAUUAUUAUUAUUAUUAUUAUCAUUAUUAUUAUUACGAACAUAAUUGCUAUUACCACCAUUGGUUUGUAAUGUCAUUGGUGAAAUCUUGCUUGUAAACACAUCACAAGAAAAGGCAUCUGCUGGUGAAAUCUUGCUUGUAAAGGAGGCAUCUGCUGGUGAUAAAAAGGCAUUUACAGAGUAGAAGUAGAAACAGAAAAUUGGUUGGUAUCGAACUGGGUUUGAAAGCACCAAGGGAAAUGGACACAGCAGCUAAUAAGCUCAGUGCUGGCACAGAGAAGUACAUUUCGAAUUUGAAAAACACAGCCAGUUAUCCGGAGUGCCAAGAAACAUUACCAGGCUAUGACUCAGAUUAUUAUGCCUGAUACCACAUUGCAUCUUGGGAUAUGUAGCCCAAACCCCAUCCAAGUUUCUGACCCCCUCCGCAUGUUGUUUGAGAAUGCAGCAGUAGCACUGUAUGAGGCAAGGCAGACUACUUUUGCUUGAGAUUAAGCUUUAAGUGCAAUUUCUCAUCAAGGUCUACUCAUAUGUAAUUCUAUCCUGAAGACAUUCUCUCUUUUCUUGGCCAACCCCCAUACUGGUGCCAAUGCUUAGCAGUGUAAAUUUCUUGUGCAUUUCUAUAGUGUUAUUCAUUUGCCUCGAUUAUGUACUUGUCAUUAAGUCUGUUGGUUUUGUAACAUUGCGCGAUGUCCUUUGUGCUAGGGUAUGGGCUGGUGAUCUUCUCACCAAAAUGAAUGUAAACUGACUGUGGUUUGUUUUGUCCUUGAAGUUCUCUUGCUGUGCCUUGAAGAAGAAAAAAAACUCCCUUUUCGUCUGACAAUCCAGCAUGGCCUGACAUAUGCUGCAUGGACUGAAAUUACUGAGCCAGAAAUCCAGGGGACAAAGACACCUAAACCUCAUUCUGACAAGGAAUGUGGAUUUAGCUCAUUUCACAUCACUGUACAUCUCCCCCCAUCUCUUAUCAACUGUGCUCAUUCAUUGCCAAUUACUCUUCUAGGCAUAGGGAUCACACUUUAUGAUGAGAUACAUUCAGUGUGCUCUUUAUUAGGGAUUUAUUAGACUUAUUGGUCUUCAGCUGCUUUAGCCUAUUUGACACAGUGCUUAUUCAGAGAUGCUCUUCGGCAUACCACUGUUGUAAUGUGUGGUUAUUUGUGUUACUAUUACCUCCCUGUCAGCUUUGACCAGUCUGGCCCUUCUCUUCUGAUCUCUCUCAUUAACAACAUGUUUCUGCCUGUAGAACUGCUUCUCACUGGAUGUGACAAUUGUGCAUGAAAAUCCCAGGAGAUCAGCAGUUUCUGAGAUACUCAAACCACCCUGUCUGACACUAACAAUCAUACCAUAGUCAUAGUCACUUCGAUCACAUUUUUUCCCCAUUCUGACAUUAGAUCUGAAAAAUAGCUCUUGACUUUGUCUACACGCUUUUAUGCAUUUAGUUGCUGCCACAUGAUUGGCUGAUUAAAUGUGUGCAUUAACAAGCUGGUGUACAGGUCUACCUAAUAAAGUGAUCACUGAGUGUAUCUGCGUGGACCCCUUCACCCAUGGGAAACCCAUCUUUGUGGGAUUAUUGUGUAGGCCUUUCAAGUGGUUUGACCCUGUAGCUUGUAGUAUGAGGUGUGUUGAGGUCAAUGUUGCACACUGUUGCUCAUGGAGUCCUGUGGAUCCAGUGCAGCAAAAGUCUUCAUGAAAAGGUCCAGGCAUAACGUUGAAUUUUACCUGGAAUCUGCAAUCUUCUUGACUCGUAAAUCUCGCUUAUGAUUACUAAAGCUGGGUCUGAAUUCUCCAAAACUUCAGAAUAUGCUGAGAUGCCAAGGGCAGUUACAUCUCCGUUCUUUUUUCAACAACAAUCUUGGAAUAUCAUCUGUGUGAUCCCUAGUAAACUCCAUUUUACAUGGUCAUUUCUCUCCAGCUGCAACCUCAAGUCCAAAACAAAGCUCUUGCAUCACAACUUAGUAAACAGCAGAUACCAUUCCUACAAUGUAAUUCUGUUAUUUUCAAGUGACCUCCAUGUAGCUGGUGGACACUGGAUAUAAUAACGAGUGGGCUCUUCUUAAGUACAGAUCCACAGAUUUUUUUUUUGUGGGAGUUGUAUCUCGAGGGCUUUUUAGAUUUGAUUUUUAAUAUUAUAAGGCGGGGCUCAUGCCCACAGGGACUGGAUGCAAAUCAAAAUCUUGCUUGUCCCAUGUGACUGUAGCCCACAAAUUGCUAAUUAUGCUGUUCACAGUGUUUGCGACCAUCUGAGAAAUGAAUAGAGGAGAGCACCACAAGGUUGGGGUUUCCACAAAAAAAGUUUGAAAAGCACAUCAGAGAACUUCCACCAUGAAAACACACCCAGUACUGUCCUCUGGGUUUCUGCUCCUGCUAGUUGUUUUACUGACUUAAAAAAUUAUAAUUCUUUUUCCAAUAAAGGCUUAAUCAUUUUAUUUUUGACUGCCGCGAUAGUGGAUGCCAAAAGAAAUCUAUUUCAGACCAUCUUGUGGAUAUAUACAGUGAGCUCCAUAAGUCUUAGGACAAAGUCAUAUUUUUUCUUGAGAUUGUUCUGUACUCCACAAUUUUAGAUUUAUAAUACAACAAUUCAAGUGCCAUUAAAGUGCAGAUUUUCAGCUUUUAUUGAAGAGUAUUUUAUACAUUUUGUUUUUUUCACCCCAUAAAUUACAGCACUUUUUAUACAUAGUCCCCCCUUUUAGGAUGCCAUAACAUUUGAGACAAAUGGCUUCACAGGUGUUUCUGAUUAGUCAGAUGUGUUCAGUCGCUUGGUUAGUGCAAGUAUCAUCUAGACUUGAUUCUAUGUUUUUGAUUGCCUUUGGCAUCUGAUUUAACAUUUGUCAGCAUGAGGACCAGAGUUGAGCCGAUUGAAAGUCAAGGAAGCCAAUAUGAGGCUGAGAAAUACGCUCUCUAAUACCUGCACUGAGGAAGUUUGAACACCUUUGAAGCCAUUUAUCCUAAAUGUUAUGGUUCCCUGAAAUGGGUGUAAUUUCUGUAAUUUCUACAUGGUGAAACCAAAAUGUAUAAAAGAAAAACUGUUUAAUAAAAGAUGAAACCGUAUAACUGAAGUGUUUGACUACAAAUAUAAAAUUGUGGAGUCCAGAGCCAAAUCAAGAAAAGUUAUGUCUUUGUCCCAAGGCUUAUGGAGCUCACUGUAUAUGAAUGCACACAGUGGAGAGAUGACACUACAGACAACAUCCAUGUAAAUGUAAAUAUUGAAUGUACCCAUAAAUCUGAAUCAUUCGAUUGGAUAUUUAAUGAAUCCUGUGAUCUCCUUUUCCAUCUGUGGUCUUACAUAUAAAGAUAAUACAAUGUGUGAAUACAAUAAAUUGUAAAUGUAAACAAUUACAGGGCUGGAAAAAUGUUUAUUAUUAUAAAUAUUCACAAAGAGUAACCAAAUUCUAAUUGGUCUCCCAACAUAUGUCAGUUCAGUUGCAGUCCACUGUGAAUCUUUAGGGGUCAAACAAUUGCAAACACGUACAAUUAAAAGUGAAAUAUUCUUCAUUUGGACCUAUUUUGGCAGCACAGUAGCUUUCUAGUUUUGUCCAGGCUUAUUUUCAUCCUUUGCAGGAAAUUGAGUGUUUAAGUCUCCAGCUGAAAUCCUAAUUAUAGCCUCCUCCAAAUCAUUUAUUUUUGCAGAAGAAUAAGGAAAAACAAACAUUCUGUCAUCAGAGCCUAAAUGCGGAUUUUACACAGAGCGGAGAUUGAAGGACUCUGUGGGUAAUGACCACUCUCUGGCAGAGCUGGUUUUGUGUCAGAGUCUUUGAAGUGCUGUAAGUUCAAUUAAAAAUGGAAACUGCUGCCACGCA